Messenger RNA from Paramormyrops kingsleyae, 1986 nucleotides. RefSeq names its product SIX homeobox 3a (gene six3a). Gene Ontology annotation, cellular component: transcription regulator complex; nucleus. Gene Ontology annotation, molecular function: RNA polymerase II cis-regulatory region sequence-specific DNA binding; DNA-binding transcription factor activity, RNA polymerase II-specific. The record is from RefSeq and is a predicted model, not a curated record. Gene Ontology annotation, biological process: regulation of transcription by RNA polymerase II; eye development; brain development. NCBI's taxonomy places the organism in Eukaryota, Metazoa, Chordata, Actinopteri, Osteoglossiformes, Mormyridae.
CUAAUGAUUGGCACGCUUGACAGUGAUUGGCAGGGCUGCCAUGACAACCUUACAACGACACCAAGAAGACCAAUAGAAAAGCGAAACAAAAUGUUUCAAUGCUACACUCACGGUGGAUUUAGGGGAGAUAUUAUGAGGCUGGUGUCAUUAGGCGAUAGCUAUUGAAUCAUUCAAUCUUUACUCGUCGUUUCUUUUCCUUGAUAAUUUUCUUUCUCUCUCAGGUCAUUCCAUGGUUUUCAGAUCCCCUUUAGAGCUUUAUCCCUCCCAUUUCUUCCUGCCAAACUUCGCUGAUCGCCCUUUGCUCUUGGCGAGCAGCGCACCCAGCACCAGGUCUCCAGAAGACUUGUCAAUGUUUCAGCUACCGACCCUCAACUUCUCUCCGGAGCAAGUGGCGAGCGUCUGCGAGACGCUGGAAGAAACCGGAGAUAUCGAGCGCCUGGGACGCUUCCUAUGGUCUCUGCCCGUCGCACCGGGGGCGUGCGAGGCGAUCAACAAGCAUGAGUCUAUCCUCCGAGCUCGCGCAGUGGUCGCCUUCCACACGGGGAAUUUCAGAGACCUUUACCAUAUCUUGGAAAAUCACAAGUUUACCAAGGACUCCCACGGCAAGCUGCAAGCAAUGUGGCUAGAAGCGCACUACCAGGAGGCCGAGAAACUGCGCGGUCGCCCGCUAGGACCAGUCGAUAAGUACAGGGUACGAAAGAAGUUUCCCCUGCCCAGGACCAUCUGGGACGGGGAGCAGAAGACUCACUGUUUCAAGGAGCGGACACGAAGCCUGUUAAGGGAGUGGUACCUUCAGGAUCCAUACCCUAACCCCAGCAAGAAAAGGGAACUUGCUCAAGCCACCGGACUCACUCCUACACAAGUCGGGAAUUGGUUUAAAAAUCGGAGGCAGAGAGACAGAGCCGCCGCAGCAAAAAACAGGCUCCAGCAUCAAGCAAUAGGGCAGAACGGCAUGCGCUCUCUGUCAGAGUCCGGGUGCACUCCGCACAGCUCGGCCGAAUCGCCAUCAACUGCGGCCAGUCCGACGACCAGCGUAUCAAGUAUGACAGAGCGAGUUGAAACCGGCACCUCCGUGCUUUCAGUAACAUCAAGUGACUCAGAAUGCGAUGUAUGAUACUGAAGACCAAUAUUAACAGGGAAUACGGACCUGAAAAGACUAUUAAAUAUCGGGGAAGAAAAGAGGACCAAUUGGUUUAACUAUUAAAAGAGAUAGAAGUACGUCUUUUUCAAGCGCUUUCAAAAGGACCCACGACUUCCCCUUACCCCCACACUACUUGCAUGAUAAUUUUUUUUGUAUCUGGGAAAAAUACUCUUUAAGUUCAAUAUUUUUUACAAGGAUGGCCGAGAAGAGGGAAUUACCAGAACCCGGUGUUUAUCACAUUUUUGGUCUAUAUCUGUUUUAGCCCAAGUGAUGACGCUCAGCCAAGACGCGAUCCUGUUUUAUUUUAUGUUCAUCAGACAAUCAUUUGAGUCGUAAGCACCUUUUUACAAACACUCCUGUCACUGCCUGUGGGGUACUGGUCAAAUGUGGAAUCGAAUAGUUAUGACUGUAACAGAUUUUUAUUUUUAUUUCAAGAUUUUAUAUUGAAUUAUGUAUAUCUUAAAUAAUGCGAUCAUUCUCCCAGUCUGUAAUAUAUGUGUAGAGAUAUGCUUGUAAAUAAUAUUCGCUCUCCUUAUUCGUUUGCUUUUCUAUCUUUCUUCACUUUUGACUUGGUGUUCCUUCAUAAAAAAAAUAUUUGUCAAAUUGUAAGACGAAGUGCUCUAGGUUUUCGUUCGUUUGUUGGUUUGUUUCAUAUUUUAAUUGGGAUAAUGACGCUAGGCAACCAUCGAGUGUUAUCGGUCACCUUUUAUGCAAAAUCAGUUAAUUACGAAUUUGGAGUAUUUUCUCAUCGACGUGUUCAGUCACUUCCGUGCUCGCUUAAGGCGCUUAUUAAUCAAUGUUUCUUUACCUGCGUGUUUAUGUUUAUGUACAAAUUUCUAAAUCAA